Leishmania major strain Friedlin is the source of this 1776-nucleotide messenger RNA. RefSeq lists its product as hypothetical. The coding region runs from base 1 to 1776 and encodes 591 amino acids. Lineage: Eukaryota; Euglenozoa; Kinetoplastea; Trypanosomatida; Trypanosomatidae. The transcript has a single exon. The record is from RefSeq and is a predicted model, not a curated record.
AUGGCGAACCCACCGGCACACGGAAUUGCGAGCAACUGCGUCCUCAACGACGCGGCCGCCAGCCCCACCGCCUCCCCUUGCUACAGCACCGGCGCCAUGCCGCAAGAGCAGUCGAAGAUGCUAGCCGGGAUGCUGGCGAAGCUGCCGGAGCUUGACCUGGGCGAGAUGUCGCGCGUGAAGAGCUGCUUCUCUGCCGUGCUGGGCGAGGGACGCGAGAACAUCGUCAACGCUCUGGAGCUGCGCGUGGUGCUCGGCGAGCUCGGCCUCUAUCCGAGCGAGACGGAGCUCAACCUCAUCCUCCGCGCCUACCGUGACCGCGUCAACCUCAUUACGCUGACGCAGUACCUGCGGCUGUAUAAGAAGGAGUUCUGGGUCAAUCACGCCGCGGCGGUGGCGGCGGCAGCACCAGCAGCGGCGGGCGGAGCCGGCGCUGCACACAGCGCGUCACUGUCUGCCGCUCCGCACUCUUAUAAAGUGUUCAGUGGAAGUCAUUCCAUGGUCGCGGCGCGAGCGGGGACCUUCGGCGUUAGCGGUGGCAAGGACGAGGACACGUUGAAGGCCUUCGUCGCCCUUGGCGGUGAGGAAGACGGCAGCGGCGAGAUCCUCGCGUCGACGCUGCGCGACGCCAUCUGCGGCUUCGGGCUCACGAUCGACAUCGACUCGAUGAUUCGCACCGUCGACGUGCACAACUCGGGCGUGCUGGACUACGUUGACUUCUGCGCCUUAUGGUCACAGCCGACCAGCACAUCCUCCGAGUCCGGCGAGGCCGGCGGCGCGGGAGUGCCCAUGGGGGAGGCACUGCUACGCGGAUCGGUCGACAACGCUGGGCUCGACGCCUACCGCCGUCGCUCGUCACACGGAAGCGCAAUGAGCGACACCCACCAGCGGCUCAUGUCCUUGCUGGCCGCCACGCCGCGACUCACCAGUCCUGCAGGUGGCGUGCUGCGCCGUCGAUCACAGAUGAUGACGCAGGUACCGGAGCAGACCAGCACGUCGCCCCGCACACGCCGUUGCUCGCCGGGUGGCACUCAAUUUUCUCAGAACACGAACGGCCGUGUCACGACCGCGGCAUACGGCCCGCUGACGGGCGGCACCGGUAAUGGCCACGGCUCUGAUGGCGCGACGGCGUUUAACUCGAUUCUCACGCCGCCGCCGACGUCUAUCACGGACGAGGAGCACAUGAUCCUCGUGGAGAUGUACCUGUUCCCGGAAAAAUACAAAGCAAUGGGGCGGGCACUGCGCUUCGCUGCAGCCUCCGGCAGCGGCUCACUGGUUCACGGCGCGGCGGGCCGUGAGGCAGCGCUGCACCCCAGCUCCUUGUAUCAGAAGCGUCUCUCGCACCCGAGCGUGAGUGGCUCGCGCAGUCGCAGCCGCCGCCAGGCACGCGGUUUGGGCAACACCAGCGGCGGCGCCUCCGCCAUCCGUGCCGUCAGCCAUACCGCAGGGCGGAGGGGCAAGAGCGGUUUUGCUGGCGGCGCGGACGGCGGCAACGCCGCCGCUGACUUUUUUCCGCCGAAGUCCAGCAACGUCUACCGCCCGCCGAGCCCGAUGAUCCUGUCGAUGCGCAACAGUACCGUCUAUCGCAACCGGCUGAAGCGGCUCGAGGAGCAGAAGCGGGUGCGCAAGGGGUGGAAGCCGCCAGCGGGGGCAGCGGCAACGCAGCAGCUGCAGCAUCGAAUCUCGUACGCUGCCACCGCCACGCGCGGCGGUGGCGAUGGUCCGGGUGACAUGGAGCACAUGUCCUCCACGCCUCCGCCAAAGACAUCGACGUGGUAG